Messenger RNA from Notothenia coriiceps (black rockcod), 4805 nucleotides. RefSeq names its product protein tyrosine phosphatase non-receptor type 4a (gene ptpn4a). Lineage: Eukaryota; Metazoa; Chordata; Actinopteri; Perciformes; Nototheniidae. The record is from RefSeq and is a predicted model, not a curated record. The transcript is spliced from 27 exons. Gene Ontology annotation, cellular component: cytoskeleton; cytoplasm; cytoplasmic side of plasma membrane. Gene Ontology annotation, molecular function: protein tyrosine phosphatase activity; cytoskeletal protein binding. Gene Ontology annotation, biological process: protein dephosphorylation. The coding region runs from base 22 to 3162 and encodes 1046 amino acids.
GCAGACCCUGGUAGGAGCGUGAUGAGCGCGCGCUUUCACUUGCCUGCUGGCAGAUCCUACAAUGUCCGGGCGUCGGAGCUGGAGCGAGACAGGCAGCACACACAGGUUGUGUGCAACAUACUGCUGCUGGACAACACCGUCCAGGCGUUCAAAGUCUGCAAGUCGGAUCCUGGCCAGGUGUUGUUGGAAGCUGUCUUUAAGCACCUGGAGCUGACUGAGAGAGACUACUUUGGCCUGCACUUGGCUGAUGACUCCUUAGACGCACCACGCUGGCUCGAUCCCACCAAGCCCAUCAGGAAACAGUUGAAAAGAGGGUCUCCCUAUAAUAUGAGCUUCAGAGUCAAAUUCUUUGUAACAGAUCCCGGAAAACUUCAGGAAGAAUACACACGGGUACAAUAUUAUCUUCAGAUCAAGCAGGACAUCGUGACUGGAAGAUUGCCCUGUCCACACAACACAGCCGCACUGCUGGCGUCCUAUUCUGUUCAAUCUGAGUUGGGGGACUACAGUGAAUCGGAGCACGCAGCGGGAUAUCUCUCAGAGUUCUGCUUCAUGCUCAACCCUCCGCAAGACUUCCACAAAGAGGUCGCCAAACAUCACCAGCAGCACAGCGGUCUAUCUCCUGCCCAGUCAGAGUUUAAUUAUCUGAACACAGCACGCACGCUGGAGCUCUACGGGGUAGAGCUGCACUAUGCAAGGGACCAGAGCAACACAGAGAUUCUUCUCGGGGUAAUGUCCGCCGGCAUUGUCGUUUAUAAGAACAGGGUACGGAUCAACCUUUUCGCAUGGUUGAAAAUAGUGAAAAUCUCUUUCAAGUGCAAGCAGUUCUUCAUCCAGCUAAGAAGAGAAGCGACUGAGACCCGGGAAACGCUGCUGGGUUUCAACAUGGUGAACUACCGGGCCUGUAAAAACUUGUGGAAGUCUUGUGUGGAGCACCACACCUUCUUCAGGCUGGAUCGACCCAUCCCGCCACAGAAGAACUUCUUCUCUCACUACUUCACUCUGGGCUCUAAGUUCAGAUACUGCGGACGGACGGAGGUGCAGUCUGUGCAGUAUGGAAAGGAGAAAGGCAUCAAGGACAGAGUGUUUGCAAGAUCUCCCAGCAAGCCAUUAGCCAGGAAGUUGCUGGGCGGGACUGACUGGGAGUCGGUCAGCAGGAACAGCCUAUCAGACGAGAGACUGGAGACACAGAGCCUGCCCACCCGAUCGCCGCCCGGGACGCCCAAUCAGAACUCGAUGUUUGUACAAGAGGGAACGCGACUACGCCCGUCGUCCGUUGGCCACCUGGUCGAUCAUGUGAUCCACACCUCACCCAGCCUACCUGUCUUCUCCUCGUCCAAUCACAAGUCAGCAUCGUCCACGCAGGCAAACAGCAUCAGCUUGGACUCAACACCGUCUCCAGACGGGCCCGACGGUCUCCCCCCAGCUCUACCCCCCAAACAGCUGAGCAGGAAAACCCUGAGCCAGAUCAUCCAGGCCCACUCCCAGCAGAGCCUCCUGGACAACCACCUCAACGAGAUGUACGACGUCCCUGUGAACGCUGACAAGACCGUGCUAAAUGGAGUAGUCCCCCAUGAUAAUCUGGUCCUGAUCAAGAUGAAGCCUGACGAACACGGGCGUUUUGGCUUCAAUGUCAAGGGGGGGUUUGACCAGAAGAUGCCCAUCAUUGUGUCUCGAGUGGCUCCGGGAACUUCAGCUGACCUGUGUGUGCCUCGCCUUAACGAGGGCGACCAGGUGGUCCUAAUUAAUGGCCGGGACAUCUCGGACCACACCCACGACCAGGUGGUCAUGUUCAUCAAAGCCAGCUGCGAGAGCCACUCUGGAGAGCUCAUCCUAUUGGUCAGGCCCAACGCCAUCUAUGACGUGGUGGAGGAGAAGGCGGACUCGGAGCCAGAUUUUCAGUAUAUCCCUGAGAAGUCCCCUCAGGACCCCGCCCAGCUAGACCAGCAUGCUUUGAGGGACUCCAUGGUCACACUGAAGGACGGCCUGAUCAGUGGAGCCAUACUGGCACAGUUCGAUCAACUGUACAGGAAGAGGCCGGGGAUGACCAUGCUGUGUGCCAAAUUACCUCAGAACGUUUCCAAAAAUCGCUACAGAGAUAUCUCUCCUUAUGAUGCCACACGAGUCAUUCUGAAAAGCACAGAUGACUACAUCAAUGCAAAUUACAUCAAUAUGGAGAUUCCAGCCUCAAGUCUUAUAAACCGCUACAUAGCGUGCCAGGGCCCGCUGCCCAACACCUGCCCUGACUUCUGGCAGAUGACGUGGGAGCAGGGCUCGUCCAUGGUGGUCAUGCUGACUACACAGGUCGAGAGAGGACGGGUAAAGUGUCACCAGUACUGGCCCAAUCCAGACUGCAGCGCCAUCUAUGGAGACUUUUCAGUAACUUGCCACAACGAAGAGGGCAACUCUGCCUUCCUGGUCCGGGAGAUGACUCUGGAACACAUACAGAGUGAACAGCAGAGAGAGCUUACCCAGAUUCAGUACCUAGCCUGGCCUGACCACGGGGUUCCUGACGACUCCACUGACUUCCUGGACUUUGUGUCUCUGGUGCGGACAAAACGGGCCGGACAGGACCAUCCCAUGGUGGUGCACUGCAGCGCUGGCAUUGGUCGAACAGGGGUUCUGAUCACCAUGGAGACGGCAUUGUGUCUAAUGGAGUGCGGUCAGCCAGUGUUUCCUCUGGAUACCGUCAGGACCAUGAGAGACCAGAGGGCCAUGAUGAUACAAACACCAAGCCAGUACCGCUUUGUGUGCGAGGCCAUCCUGAGAGUGUACGAGGAGGGCCUGGUCAAACCGUUCAGGACCGUCGUCUACCAGCUGAGAGAAAAGGGGGAGGAGGACGGGAUGGAGGAGGAGUACGGAGAGCAGCUGAACACGGCAGAAGGAUCGGAGAUGGAAGCGUCGGAAGACGGGGAUGUGGUGUCUGCGGUGGAGCUGCUGGAAGAAGGUCUAGAUGAAGAGGACGACGACGACGAAGAGGUGGAGGUGCUGGACGUGGGGGAAGUGACAGAAGACGGAGAGGACGACGACGACGAGGACGAGGAGGUGGAGGAGCUGAGCGUCGCAAGCAUCGCAAGUGCUGCAAGCAUUGCGAGUGCCGCUAGUGCUGCUAGCGCUAACACGGAGACCAGCGAGAACCCUGACCCCGACCCCGCUAACCCCUAACUUGACCUUUGGCAGUCACCGGGGGUUACCGGGAAGUUGCCAGGCAACCGGAGGAGAGAACAAAAGCACUGUUGCACUUUACGCUGAGAAAAAUGGGGGAAAAGAGGACACACAAACGAACAAAUAAACAAACAAACGUGAAAGUACUGGACAAGCUAGAAUAAAAAAAGAACCCAGCCGUGUUGAAUAGGUACCAUUAGGGGGAUAUUGUAUGUUCCGGGUGAAGAUAAAAGUCUACAAAGAGUGAAAAGUACGAGAGAAUAAAACGUGGAUGGGGAAUUGCUGUAGUGCCAUAAGUAAGAAGGGGAAGGGCCGCCACCCCAAUGGAUGGAACGUUUUUUUUUUCCGCAAAGGGUCGCCCUGUCCCCUUCCGAGCGAGUCUGCCAGACGGACCUGCCUUUUUUUAGUGUCCUUUUAGCUGAUAAAGAGAUAUACCUUAUCUUUUUUUCCUCAGAAAGAGUAUUUAUUGUGUUUUUAGUUUGUGUCAAACCCUGUCCACUGAACAAAACAAAAAAAGAAAUGUAUAUGUUUGUUUGUAUGAAUCUAGAGCUUCAUGCUUUCCUGAUUACAUUUUUAGGUAGUAAAGUAUUCCUCUUCCUCUAACUACUUCUUCAUUUGCUUUUUUCGUGGGGGAAAAAAAACCUGAUUUAAUUUAUUGUACUUACCUUUCUAGGCUUUCUGAGUUCCUGACAGCGCUGAUAGACAUCUCACCUCUUGUUCAAUGCCGCGGCAAGUUGUGUUUUUGAUUCUGCUUUGUGCUGAGUUUUUUAGCUUUACAGACAACACAUGCUGCCAAGCAACCUUUGUUUGCCAUGGUGGAGAAAAUCUACUAUUCUUGUGACCGGUGUUUACUGGGCACCUCUCUUUCAACCCUUUCUCUCUACUGUAGGCCUACCACUGAAUGACACAGGGACAGAAAAUGAUAAAUUUCAGAAAAAUUAAUUAAUUCACAGUACGUAAUGCUAAUGGUAAUUUAACACAGGAAGACGAAUUUGGUAUAAAAAAGAGAGGCCCCCCCUAGACACUCGACCUCACUAACCUACAAUCUAAGCUAAUUCCGCCGCUGUGGUUGAUAAAGCUUAAGAAUCAAGGAUGAGGUCGGUUCAUUUCGCUUAUUCAAAUCGACAUUCACUCAAUUCGAUUUUUAAAUCAAAAUCUGGGUCCCUGUCUGAAGUGUCCCUGAGCCAGACACUAGCAAUACAUUAAUUGUUUUAGAACCUGGUACGCAAAUAAUGAUAAAAAAAACAUGAGUUUUUAAUUAGUUUUGAAGUGGUUAAAAGCUGCUUAAACUUUUAUGCGAUCAGUAUUUCCAUUUUAGGAUAACUUGACGGUGAACUGAUCUCAACCUUUAGUGUGAAUCGUAAACAUUUUAAAGGCUCCCUCCACUGACCUCUCAUUUGUUUUACAAUUUAACGACAUUUGAAUCAUUUUAUCUUUCCUUAACAUUUGUAGAAUAUUGAGUUCUUGUAUGACCCAGGUAUCCAUUAAUUUAAUUUUUCCAAAGAAUUUUCCUAACCUAAUAAUUUUUUUUAUCUUGGUUUUAUUAAGGUUCAGAAGUCACUGGAGCGGAGCUUUAAACCAGCCUUUGCUGUUUAUUUUUUCUCUAAAUCUGAACAGUUGACAGUUCAAAGAAGCAGCACAAA